AUGGUUAAGAAAGGCCCUACAACUGGAGGUAAUGGUGGCAGUGAAUUUAACCUCUAUAGUCGUGAUGAGCCCGUCGAACAACUGGAUGUAUGGUACGGCCAAGGCACUCCUCCCGAUUUUGACAAAUUUACUGUCCUGAGGGGUCUCAAAGUCAGAUGGGCCGGGGAUGGAGACGACCAGGCCGGAUGUUGCCCGGAUGACGAACAGGAGAGAAUACUGCAUACCAGUUAUGAUUUUGGUAAUGAUUCACUUGAUUGGAUGGAUAUAUAUGGGUCAACCGGGCGUGUUGAUUCACUAAGACUUGUGACUCACAACGAGAAAGACCACUUCGAGGCUGGAGGAAUUGGUGGUACCAAAUGUGGUCAACCUGCUGGUGGUAGAAAGCUAUAUGGGUUCUAUGGAAGGGCGGAAAAAGACAUUGACAAGCUCGGGGCAGUAUUCAGUGAUUAA
Aspergillus pseudoviridinutans is the source of this 450-nucleotide messenger RNA. RefSeq lists its product as uncharacterized. The coding region runs from base 1 to 450 and encodes 149 amino acids. The record is from RefSeq and is a predicted model, not a curated record. The transcript has a single exon. Lineage: Eukaryota; Fungi; Ascomycota; Eurotiomycetes; Eurotiales; Aspergillaceae.